Calidris pugnax (ruff) is the source of this 1268-nucleotide messenger RNA. Its product is annotated as receptor expression-enhancing protein 4-like. Gene Ontology annotation, biological process: endoplasmic reticulum tubular network organization. Gene Ontology annotation, cellular component: cytoplasmic microtubule; endoplasmic reticulum tubular network; endoplasmic reticulum membrane. The annotation marks the transcript as partial. The record is from RefSeq and is a predicted model, not a curated record. NCBI's taxonomy places the organism in Eukaryota, Metazoa, Chordata, Aves, Charadriiformes, Scolopacidae. Gene Ontology annotation, molecular function: microtubule binding. The transcript is spliced from 6 exons.
CCACCCCUGGGGCCCGAUCCUUGCCACCCCCGGGGCCCGCUUGUUCUCCCUUGGCUUUCCCCUCCCACCCUUUGGCUACCUGGGCUGGGUGGGUGGUAGCCAAGCGUGCCCGUGGGCAUGGGGCUGGGGGGUUGGCCCCAUCCUUGGGUUGGGGGGUGCCAGGGGGUGAAGGCAGCCGCGAUGCCACGCUGUGGUGGAGGUUUGGGGGGUGAAGGAGGUGGGGGGGCAGGUGAUUUCCCUUCCCUGGGGAAGUCACCUACUGGGGCCACUUCACCGGGUGUCACCGGGCCACCAACUGCGCCUUUGGGGUUGCCACCUCGCCCACGGAGGGGGGGGGAAGGGGGUGGCACGGAGCAUCCCUCCGGCGGGAGCAUCCCAACCUCUGCCUCGACAGGUCGGGCCGGUCCCCGUUGAGGGUGGGCGAGUUCUCUGGGAGGGAGGUGGCCCAGUUCUCCCCUUCCCGGAUGGUUCCUGACGGGUUCCCCGGGGCCGGGAUGACUUUUUUGGGGGGGCUCAAAGCCAAACUGCGCCCCUGGGGGGGGCGGUUGUGUUAUUCCACCCUGCUGAUGCUCUACGUGUGGUGGCCAACGUGCCUCACCCCCCCUCUCCGCUACAGGCUGGUUUUUGGGAUGCUCUACCCGGCUUACGCUUCCUACAAGGCCGUGAAGACCAAAAAUAUCCGGGAAUACGUCCGCUGGAUGAUGUACUGGAUCGUCUUCGCCCUCUUCACAGCCACGGAGACCUUCACCGACCUCCUCAUCUCCUGGUUUCCCUUCUACUACGAGAUGAAGAUGGCCUUCGUCAUCUGGUUGCUCUCCCCCUACACCCGGGGGGCCAGCCUCCUCUACCGGAAAUUCGUGCACCCCACGUUGUCCCGCAAGGAGAAGGAGAUCGACACCUUCAUCAUCCAGGCCAGGGAACGUUGGUGUGAAACCAUGGUGCGUUUCGGCAGGAAGGGCCUCAACAUAGCAGCCACGGCAGCCAUCCAGGCGGCCACCAAGAGCCAGGGGGUGCUGGCCGGGCGUCUCCGCAGCUUCAGCAUGCAGGACCUGCGCUCCAUCCCCGACGAAGCCCCCGUGCACUACCAGGACCCCCUCUACCUGGAGGAAGAAGAGAACCACAGGCUGCUGGGCUACCCCAUGGCCAACCGGCGGUACGAGAGCGAGACGGAGGAUGAGGAGCUCUGGUCGGACCCCCAGGUCUCAUCCAAACCCCUCUCCCGUAGCCAAAGCCUGAGAGCAGGGAGGAAGACGACGGCGGGUAAAGAG